Molecule: messenger RNA, 1186 nt
Organism: Olea europaea var. sylvestris
Lineage: Eukaryota; Viridiplantae; Streptophyta; Magnoliopsida; Lamiales; Oleaceae
Product: expansin-A15-like
Exons: 4
Coding region: 101-850 (249 amino acids)
Biological process (GO): plant-type cell wall organization
Cellular component (GO): extracellular region
Source: RefSeq, a predicted model, not a curated record
ACCUCUAUUUAUAUUCCCACAUUGCUUCACAUUCUCCUCAUUCAACUUCCUCUUAGUUCUUCACAUUUUGUCUACAUUUUCUUUCAAACCCUAAACAUAAAUGAAAAUGGCUAUAAUUGGAAUUGUUCUUGCUGGUUUUCUUCUGAUGGUGUCAUCUGUUCAUGGCUAUGGAGAGUGGAUUAAUGCUCAUGCCACCUUCUAUGGUGGUAGUGAUGCCUCUGGAACAAUGGGUGGAGCAUGUGGUUAUGGAAAUCUGUACAGCCAAGGCUAUGGUACAAACACUGCAGCACUGAGUACAGCUCUGUUCAAUAGUGGACUGAGCUGUGGAUCAUGCUAUGAAAUUAAGUGUGUGAAUGAUGGAAAAUGGUGCCUGCCAGGGUCCAUUGUGGUCACAGCCACCAAUUUCUGCCCACCAAACAAUGCCCUCCCAAAUAAUGCAGGGGGUUGGUGCAACCCUCCCCUGCAUCACUUUGAUCUCUCCCAGCCUAUCUUUCAACACAUUGCACAAUACAGAGCUGGAAUUGUCCCUGUUGCUUACAGAAGGGUACCCUGCAGGAGAAGGGGUGGUGUCAGGUUCACCAUUAAUGGUCACUCCUACUUCAAUUUAGUACUCAUAACCAAUGUUGGUGGUGCUGGUGAUGUUCAUGCAGUGUCAAUCAAAGGGUCAAGGACCGGUUGGCAGCCAAUGUCAAGGAACUGGGGUCAAAAUUGGCAAAGCAACUCCUAUCUUAACGGUCAAAGCCUCUCAUUUAAAGUCAUCGCCAGUGAUGGUAGAAGUAUAGUGUCCUUCAAUGUUGUCCCACCUAACUGGUCUUUUGGACAGACUUUUACUGGAGGGCAAUUCAACUAAACAGAGUGUUAGACAAUAGUCGAUAGUAUUAUUUUACUGUCUUGAAAGUGUUAUAUUUAGUAAUAUGUAAUAGGUGUUUGAUUUUAACUAAUAUGGUCACUAGUAUUAGUAUUGUGACCUGAGAAGGGCAUAUUUGAAAAUGUCAUUCUUUUUAUUUUGCCUUUUUAUCCCUGUCCUGCAAAAGGCAGAAAAUAGCAGAGGUGGAUAUGGUACCACCCGCCAUCCAAUUGAAGACAUGUAUUAUGAAGAUUGUUUCACUUUAUGGUUGGAUUUGUACUACAGAAAGAUGUAAAUUUAAUUUCACUAGUAAUGGAAUGGAGUGCCUAUUUAUAUUUA